AUGGACACGUUGAGCGAGGCAGUGGCCAAUGGAACCGCGACUGCGGCCACCAGGACGACCAAGGACAUCGUCAAGGAGCGCUUCAAGGAGGACGAGACCAUAGAAUACAUAUUCGAGGCAUAUCAGAUCAAAGGACCAGAGUACUCCAACCGGCUUCUGGCCCUGGUUUCAUCGCAGUCGGGCGGCACGUUUGCCAUCAUCGCGUUCUCCUACUUGCGCACUCCAUUGUCCUCCGCGAAUGAGCUGAUCAUCAACAAGGUGUUCGCAAUCGACCACAAUUUCCAGUUGCGACAGGACAGCAAGAGCUCGAUCACCACGCAACAGUUUGACCUGUCCACAGCCGAGGAUGGCCCCAUCAAGUAUUACUACUACGCCACGGAGGGCCACCACUACGAGGAGUUUGUGGCCAAGGUGAUUUCCUUCAAGAGCACCAUGGCGCAGCAUGAUCCCGAGACGGUGCUUAACUUCAGGUGGCUGAACGACUACCGGCAAAUCGGAGAAGUGAAGCAGGAGCUGAAGAAGCGGGAGAGCGAGUACAUUGUCUACAAGGACAUAAUCAUCUACUGCGCCACUUGGAAUGUGAACAACAAGACCUGCAGCGACAGCAACAAUCCACUGCGAUCCUGGCUGGCUUGCAGUGAGAAGCCGCCGGAUAUCUACGCGAUUGGACUGCAGGAGCUGGAUACUCCCACAAAAGCUAUGUUGAACUCCACCCAGGUGCAGGCCAUCGAGAAGCAAUGGAUCGAUAAGAUGAUGGACAGCGUCCACCCAGACGUAGAGUACGAAAUCCUGAUGUCGCACCGCCUGGUGGCCACCAUGUUGACGGUCAUCGUGCGCAAGCAGCUGCGGCAGCACAUCAUCCGCUGCCGGCCCAAGUCGGUGGCCCGCGGCAUCUUCAAUACGCUAGGCAACAAGGGCGGUGUCGCCAUCAGCCUGCAGCUCAACGAGGGCAACAUCUGCUUUGUGAACUCCCACCUGGCUGCCCACAUGGGCUACGUGGAGGAGCGGAAUCAGGACUACAACGCCAUCGUGGAGGGUAUACGCUUCGAUGAUGGCCGAACAAUCAGUGACCAUGAUCACAUCUUUUGGGUCGGCGAUUUGAAUUACCGCAUCCAGGAGCCACCCGGCCAACAGCGACCAGGACCACUGAGCGAUGCCCAGACCUACGAGCUGCUGCUGCAGUACGACCAACUACGUCAGGAGAUGCGGCGUGGAAAGUGCUUUGAAGGCUACACUGAGGGCGAGAUCAAGUUCCGGCCGACUUACAAGUAUGAUCCGGGCACGGACAACUACGACAGCAGUGAGAAGCAGCGGGCGCCGGCCUACUGCGAUCGAGUGCUCUGGAAGGGCACACGCAUCGAGCAGCUGGCCUACAACAGCAUCAUGGAGAUUCGGCAGAGCGAUCACAAGCCCGUGUACGCCGUGUUUCAGGUGAAGGUCAAGACUCGCGAUGAGGUCAAGUACAAACGGGUGCAGGAGGAGGUGCUGAAGGCAGUGGACAAGCGGGAGAACGACAACCAGCCGCAGAUCAAUGUCGAGAAGACGGUCAUCGAUUUCGGAACUGUGCGAUUUAACGAGCCGAGCACACGGGACUUCAACGUCUAUAACAACUGCCCACUACCUGUGGACUUCAGUUUCAAAGAGAAGGACAUACACGCCAUCUGCGAGCCAUGGCUGCACGUCGAUCCGCGCCAAGACUCGCUGCUGAUCGACUCCGCCCGAAGCAUUCGGCUGAAAAUGAACGCCAAUGUGCGCACCAUUGCCGGUUUGCUACGUAAGAUCCGCGCCAGCGACAACUUCGAUAUUCUUAUCCUCCAUGUGGAGAACGGGCGUGACAUCUUCAUCACGGUUACCGGCGACUAUCAGCCCAGUUGCUUUGGCCUUUCCAUGGAGACGAUGUGCCGCACCGACCGACCACUAAGCGAGUAUUCUCAAGAUCAGAUUAAGCAACUCAUGAAUGACGAAUCACCGGAAUACCGUGUGACGAUGCCUCGGGAAUUCUUUCUGCUGAUCGACUACCUGUACAGGCAGGGCUCCAAGCAGGUGGGCGCCUUCCCGUCCUACGACUCGCGUCUCUCCCUCGGCGCUCAAUUUAACUCGGUUCGCGAUUGGUUGGACACCUGGUCGGAUGAUCCGUUCCCUGCCAACGCAGAGUCGGCUGCGCAGGCGCUGCUGCUUUUGCUGGAUCUGCCGGAGCAUGCGCUGCUGGAGCCUGUAGUCGAGAAUCUGCUGGAGUGCACCAACAAGUCGCAGGCUAUGGACUACAUUUCGCUGUUGAGUCCCCCCAAGCGCAAUGUUUUCAUGCACCUGUGUAUGUUCCUGCGCGCGGGCAUCGAGAGUCAGUUCUAUGAUCUGCAUCAAGUCGCAUCCACCUUUGGCCGCAUUCUGUUGCGCAGCACCGAGCGUGCCGCCUGGAUGGACUACCACAGCCGCUGCAUACAGUUUAUGCGGCUCUUCAUCGACACCGACGUCGAGGCAAUGGGCAACGGCAAUGAGGGCGCCGGAACUGGAACAGGCUCGGGAUCCGGGACCCGGGCGGGUCUGCAGGCAUAGUCGCUGCAGCUGUGCCGCCGAACCGGAAGCGAGCGAUAGAUGUACUCUGUUGAUAGUUACGCAUAGUGUUAGGCUAUUUAUUUUACUUGUUGGUACUUUGUUGGCACUUAGCAUUUAUAUUUUCUCUGUUUUAACUGUUAAUUGUUUGUGCCCGCCCUCCGUUCAUUCCAACUCGGUUGUCCCUGCCUGCACCACAAAUCCACGGAGACACGCAACCAGCAACGCAAAGAUAAAUGAAUUGUGUAAAUAAGUAAUUCGUUUAGUACGAUUGUUUGUUAGUUUACAUUAAUGAAGUGACCCUCUUACAGCCCCGUUUCAGUUGCAACUGAAAAUAAAUAACACCGUUACACAGUA
Messenger RNA from Drosophila sechellia, 2907 nucleotides. RefSeq names its product Oculocerebrorenal syndrome of Lowe (gene Ocrl). The coding region runs from base 1 to 2553 and encodes 850 amino acids. Lineage: Eukaryota; Metazoa; Arthropoda; Insecta; Diptera; Drosophilidae. The transcript is spliced from 9 exons. Gene Ontology annotation, biological process: phosphatidylinositol dephosphorylation; signal transduction. Gene Ontology annotation, cellular component: membrane. Gene Ontology annotation, molecular function: phosphatidylinositol-4,5-bisphosphate 5-phosphatase activity; inositol phosphate phosphatase activity. The record is from RefSeq and is a predicted model, not a curated record.